UGUGUGUGAGUGAGUCAUGGCGGCUGUGCUCGAGCUGCUGCUGAGGGAGGAGGUGACGGCGGGGGAGGCGCUCGCGUGGCUCAAAACCAACGGCUCGCAGCCCGUGCAGAAAGGUGACGUGAAGGAUGAGCUUCUGGCAUACAGUUCUCUGCGCAGAGAGUUUGUUCCCUUUCUUUUAAACUUUUUAAGGGAACAGACAAACCAACUAAUUCCAAAUGGUCCAUCUACGCCUGCAAAGUCAUCCUCUGCAAAAGGGCUGAGACUCUCAUACCAUCGGGAUCGGAGUGAGUGUAACCCGAGUGAUCGAAGGACCUGUAAUACAGUCCCCCCAAAAGGGAGUAGAACGCAGUUAUUCUCUGAAACUCCAAACAGUUCCGCUAACUCGGAUGUUUUCUUCCAGUCUCCUUCGUCCAGUGGUUCGUCGUACUUCUCAAAAUCAAAUGGUGACUCGAGCAGCGCGGCUAGCCCCGAAUCUGUCUGCUGCGAUACGCCGCGUCAGGGAGAGCGCCGCUCGGCUCAGAGGGUCAGCCUUGGCCAGUUCAUUGUCACAACUUCUGAAAGCCAAUCCCAGCGACGGGCCAAGAAGAAGAACAUGUUGGGCCCCGGUCGGCAGGUAACAAAGGACUUCGUAAGAAGCUCAAACGAAGAGGAUAAUCCAAACUGGAGCGGCAAUAGAAGAAGAAGGGUGGAUUUACUCAGCUCACCUGCUGCUUCCCAGCCUUCCAGUCAGUUAAACUUAAACAAUUUAGAUGAGUUUCCGCCAGUGGGCGCUGCAUCUAUGCCUCCAAGUAAAACAAAGCCAUCAAGGAGAAUUAAUCCUACUCCAGUUAGUGCAGAGCGGUCACUGUCCAAACCCAAGAUAUGCUUCACUUCCACUCCUUUGAGUCAGCAAUCAACUUCAACCUACACAGCAGGAGCCGUUCGAGAAGCAUUUGGUGCUGGUUUGGAGGGAACUGUUGUUUCACCUGCCAACAGCUUGCAGGAAGAGCGAGAGAUGCUGAAAAUAGAAAGGUCAAAGUUGCUUCAGGUAACAUCAACGCCUUAUGUGUCUGUUCCGGAUGAUACCACCACCCCAAUUAAACCUCCUCCGUGUGGACGAUCUGUCCCUGUUUCUUCAGACAGCCAAACUGUAUGUGCUGAUGUAAGCAAAGUUUCAUACCGAAACCAGCUUGAUAUACUGGCUCAGCUGUACUCUGCUUGUAUCUUGGAGAAUUUAGUACCAAAUAUUUUUUUGGAGCUUUUCUUUAUACUGCAGCUGUUGACGUCAAGAGGAGGAGCAUCAGCUGUAGAUGAUGCUGAAGAUGAGAUGAAAUAUUCCUCAGAAGUUAAAAAUGUGGAAAGACAGUAUUUUAGGAGUGUGCACAAUUGUGUCUACUUUGCCGUGAGAGUUCUGGAUAAACAGUUAACGAUCAUUUCCCAUUUAGAUAAGGGGACUCUGAGGCUUCUUGCUGAGAAUGACAGACUCGCUAUGUUCUCGAGCUCCUUACAUGACCAGAUGAUUUACGCCCACAAGAUCAGCACAGCCAAGGUGUCACUCGCUCUUCCUUCAGUCAUACAGCCUGUCCCAUUUGAGCCUGAAACCGACAACCGAUCAAAUUUUAUCAGCGACAGAGCCUUUCAGAAUUUCAAGAAGCAAAGAGAUAUAUUUUAUGAACUCCUGCGCGAGUGGGAGGAUAAACAUGAAAAUCCUUGCUGGGACUUUGAGAGAGCGCUGGGACUCCGAAUCAGGAUGAUGAUGGUCAAUCUAAGCACAGCUUAUAACCACAGCCACUUUGCAAGAUUGUUUCAGAAACAGCUGAUAAGGAUGUGUAAAGGCCCAGUUGGAACACUUGCAGGUGGUGACAAUCCUGAUCAGGACGUACUUGACAUGCUUGGAUCAGACAACCUAAUGAAGCUGAAACGACUGCAGGAACGCUUUGUCGUGCCUCAGAGUAUCGGGGGCCCAUGUCCGCCUCCAGCAUUUUCUGGGUGCCAAGAAUUCUUCAGGGAUUUCCUUUUAUGUGCAGGAAGUCACCAGUUAAACCAACACUUGUCAGAUGGCCUGUGCCAGCAGAUUUCUGAACUAGACAGCAUCGCGAUCCUAAACCAUGAGUCCACAGAACGUGAAACUGAUAUGGACGAACAGGAUGAGAAGGAACACUUUGCCUCAGUCUUGAUGACAGUAAGAUUGCUGGCCAAGUUUCUGGGGUUUCUUACCUUCCUCCCUUAUCGAACAGGAGAUCGGCCAACACGGGAUAUGCAGGAGGCAGCUCUUCCCCUCAGAAACCAGGGAGUUUCUGUUCUGAAUGUGUAUGAAAUAUUGAAAAGGUCACUUGAACGUCAGCGCACGAUUCUCACAGUACCCUGGGUGGUUGAGUUCCUGAGUAUGAUGGACUAUGUUACUCCUUUGCUGGAUUAUUAUCACAAGGUGUUCACCCUCCUCUUGCACUUAUACAGAUACAUGAUUCUAACUAGCAAGCAGAAUAGGAAUUGCCUGAACAAACUGUUGAUCCUCGCGGUCCUGGGGUGGCUUUUCCAAAUUCCUGCAGUUCCUGAAGAAAUGUUUUUCAAUGAAGAGCAGAUUGAUGCCAUUGAAUUGACCGUGUCAGACCAAGGCUUAGACUUUGUUCCUUUGGUUGAUCAGCAACUUCUUUACACCUGCUGUCCCUAUUUAAUUGAGUUACGCAAGCUGCUGGUUUCCUAUGUAGUUGGCAGUGGUGUUAAGAAUGGAGGAUUUAUGAGAAAGAUCACCCCAACUGCAGCGGAACCGCUAGUGUCAACUUCAGCUCUGUCUCAGCAGCGACUCCAGGCUGAACUGGAGGAAGCUUUCUUUCACAAUCACCCCCCAUCACUUCGUAAGACAGUUGAGUUUGUAGCUGAAAGAGUUUGCUCUAACUGUGUGAAGCACAUUAAGGCGAGUCUAGUGGCUGAGCUGGUUAAACGUGCGACGGUGAUGUUAUGCAAUGGGAUGAAGUGUGAACAGCCUAAUCUAACUAUGCUCCUUGAUAGCGUCACCACUGAACUCUGUGAAGAAAGCAGGGAGGCAGUAGUCAAGGGCAGAUUGUUUUGCAGCAAGAAAGGCCCAGAAGCAAUUCGAGUUCUGCUUCCGGAAGAGACGUCUGCCUCGGUGCUGAGCACAGCAGAAGCUAUUACCAGCCGUCUCGCAACUGAGAAAGCCUGCACGUGGCUCUUGGCCAACAUUUCAGCUUUGAUCAAGAAAGAAGUGAAGCUGUGCUUUGACAGAUUGAAGAAAUCUCAAGCGCUGCUGUCAUCAGGUACACAAGAGGCUCCCAUUGAGAGUGUGAGCUGCCUUCCAGGAUGUGAACACAAUGCACCUCUUCCCUCUCAAAUAACCAACGAGUUUAAGGAACUGUUGUGUAUUGCACUGGGUCCCAGGAGAAGUGAUGAAGUAAUUGAGCACAGACAAAUUGAUAACUUGUUCAGAAGGUUAAGCAGAACGCUUCAAUGCAGGAAGUACAUCUCUCCAGUAAUUGAACAUGCACUUGCCAGGUGCACGGUGGAGUUGGCUUCCCUGUUGGUUGCAGGAAAAAUUCCACUCAAUCAUAUUCAACACGAUUCUGGAGAUCGUGCUUCUAAUCACCAGUUAUUACAGCCAUCACUCAACUACCUCCUCUCACUUUGGAAAGAUGCUUUCCACGUGCCUCUACCUUUACAUCUAAUAUUCAGUGAGAAGAAUAUUUCAUAUUUGAUUGAGGCAAGAAAUCCAAAGCAAUGUUGGGUUGAACUCUCAUUUUUUAUUCAUGGCCUUGCUCAGCAUGGCUUAAUGAAGACUGAAGAAAUGGACCAAUACUGGAAGAAACUUCUGCAGUGUCCAUUGCCUAAAGAUUUAUUGAAUACAAUAGAAACAUUUCGAUCAUGUGAAGACGUGACUGACAUUGGUAAGACGCCAAAUGAGCUGACAGAUGGACUGAAUAAAGUGGCGGUCCUAUAUGGCAGCAACAGUUUUACCAAGGAAAGUUAGUUACAACUGUACUGAAUGCAAUAAUAUUUGUUUAAUAUUAAGUUUACUUAAAGCUGCUAAUAAUAAAUGUAUUUAUUCACUGGUGAAUAUUUUACGUAGUUCAUAUUGGACUAUUCCUGUAAUUAGUACUUUUGAUCAUGAAUAAACUGUUCCAUUUAUGUUUGUGUAAUGACUAUUAGUUACACCCUAGAGAAUUAUGCAAUUAUGUGCCCAUGUAAUUUCAUGUAUCAUACAUUUCACUAUGUGAAACAGUGAUAUGGCCAAACUCCUUGUACCUCCUGCUUUGGCUGUUGUCUCGUCACUCCUCACACUGUUUUCAGGAGCAAAGUGGAGAGUAAUGGGAAGAGCAGAAGUAUGAUGUGUGUGUAUAUAUAUAUAUAAAAAUAAUAAAUAUAUAAAUAAAUGUGCUCAUGUAACCACCCUCCAUUUGUCAAAAGAUUGUCACUACAACAGCCUGAAAAAUCCUGCAUUUACAUUGUAAAAAGAAAUUGCAUAAUUCCCUGAGGUGCAAUUAGUUUACUGCAUAGGUGCUUGAUUAGAGCAGGAUACUGUUAUUUGCAUACUUUACUUGAUAUGAACUUAAGAUGUGUAUCACUCUUUCCACAAUACUUUAUAUAAAAAUCAGGAUCUUCCUUCUGCAUUAGACUCAAAGGGUGCAGAAAUAAUAGCUCUGGUCCCUACUGUCAUGAUAUAGUGUCUAAGCAUUGCUAUAGUAUGCUAUCAUGGCACACGUGGGAAGACUGAAGCCUGGCAGUCCCAAAACCGAUGGACCAACAGGAUUGCCGAGGCCUGCAAGUUAGAGGGAGCUAUGCUGUGGGAGAGUAUGAUACUGAGUGCCAAUUGUUAAAUGAUUUGAGACAAACUCAAUUUCCAUUAAAUAUAACAAAAUUACAUUUGUAUAGCACCUUUUAAGUCGGGAGGACAUUCCAAGGCACUGGACAGACCAGAAUUUUGGACUGUCCGAAAAUAGUAUGAACAUUACUGAAUAUUUGUAUGUGAAGUACUGGAAUCCAAUUUCCAUUUCUACUAACCACAUGCAACAAUGGGUACAGAGGGAAUGUGUCCUUAAUUAUAUGUGAUGGGUUCCAAGAAUCCUUUUUUUUUGGUUACUUGUGUUUAUGUUAAUUUGGUGGUAGCACUCUUACCUUCUAGUCAGAAGAUUGCACGUCCAAUGCAGUGUUACGUUGUCAGAGGUGCCAUCCUUCAGAUUAGACAAACAGUUGUUCAGGUG
Callorhinchus milii (elephant shark) is the source of this 5192-nucleotide messenger RNA. RefSeq names its product codanin 1 (gene cdan1). Gene Ontology annotation, cellular component: nucleus. The record is from RefSeq and is a predicted model, not a curated record. NCBI's taxonomy places the organism in Eukaryota, Metazoa, Chordata, Chondrichthyes, Chimaeriformes, Callorhinchidae. Gene Ontology annotation, biological process: chromatin organization. The transcript is spliced from 28 exons. The coding region runs from base 17 to 3961 and encodes 1314 amino acids.